Messenger RNA from Salvia miltiorrhiza (redroot sage), 1568 nucleotides. RefSeq lists its product as uncharacterized. Lineage: Eukaryota; Viridiplantae; Streptophyta; Magnoliopsida; Lamiales; Lamiaceae. The coding region runs from base 130 to 1344 and encodes 404 amino acids. The transcript has 3 exons. The record is from RefSeq and is a predicted model, not a curated record.
UAGGAAUUUGCUUAACCAAUAUAAAAUCAACACGUAGUAUACAGUAUUUAUCAUCAGUAUUUAUUCAGUAAUCAACAAACACAACAAGAAGCAAAAUCUGAGCAGAAAAGAGACGAAGAAAAUCAAAAUAUGUACGUAACAAGGCCUCUGUCUGUGCUGCAAAAAUCUGCAGAGAAUCUUGCAGCGGCACCUGAGGGUCCGAACUCGGGAUUCCUAGUGAUUCAAGAUGCGGAAUCUGAGACGUAUUCCAUGUUUGGACUGAAGAAGAAUCGGACGCUUAAGAAGUUGCCUUUCCCUCAAGACAAGGAGGUGGCCAUUCUAUAUCCUAGAAGCUUGGGAGUCAGCGCCGGCGUUUCUCUCCCCGUCGACGUCAUCGGCGACGUCUCUCUCGACGUCGCCACCCCCUCCGAUUCUUCCCACUCCGUCUUCUUCAUCCCUGCUCUCAACCACCCUUUGUCUUCCAACCGCUACUACGCCCUCCUUUCCCAUGGAAAACGCAAAGGGGAGGCAUUGACCUCCUCAAAGGAACAAGAAGACGAUGCGCCAUGUUGUUUCUCAUCCGGAAUCGUAGACGCCAAGCCGAGGCCGUUGGAUCCCAACGACGCAUAUCAGCAGUUCGCCCUGUUCCCGGGGCGAAGCAGCGACACCUUCUCCGCCAAAUCCGCGGCGGCGGACGGCGUCCCACCAAAGUUCUUACGAAAGAAGGGGUGGACUGCGACCACCAAGACUCCCAGCAGUUUCAAGCUGGGCGCAGCGCAGGGCCUCGACUCCCAGCUCCGUGCCUCCCUGCCGGAGCUGGACUCCCCCGGAGCCCGCGCCGUCGGAAAAUGGUACGCGCCCUUUGUCUUCGUCAAGGAAGGUAAUUCGUUGAGAGAUCAGGUGGAGCGAUCCAUGUAUUAUGAGGUGACCAUGGAGCAGAGAUGGGAGCAGAUUUUCAAGACUGAUAAUGGCGAUCGUGAGAAGGGGAUUAAUUCGGUGGUGGUUGAUGCGACUGUUGAAACGGAAGAGGUGUUUGUUGGCGGGAGCAGAGCUGCGUGGGACGAGAGAAGCGCGGUGGACGGAGUGGUGUGGUUUAAGGUUGAAGGCGGCGGCGGAGGAGGAGUGGGGUUGAGAGUGGAGUUGGUGGAGAGGAUGAAAUGGGAGGAAGAGAGGGGAGGGUGGGUGAGAGGGGAGGAGAGGCAAGUGAAGAUUCAUAGGGAGGAAGAAUUGGAAGGAGGUGGCGAUUGGAAUGAGUUCGGAUGCUAUGUUUUGGUGGAGACGUUCAAUUUUAAGAGGAUGGAUGGGAGUCUCUUGAUGUCUUAUCAUUUUAGACAUUUUAACCAGUUGAAGACUAAAUGGGAAUAGAUGAGCACUUCUUUUUUGUACUCCAUCUAGUUUGCUUGUUUACCAAUAUUUUAUCUUAAAUGUGUUUGUAAGUAUUUAGUGUUUGUGUAAGAAGGAAAGCCAGGGAUACUUAUCUCUUAAGUUGUAUAAUAUGACAUUUAUGGUCAAUGUAAUUUAGCUUAUUUUGUGAUGAGUUUUUGGAUGUUUGUGUUCUGUUGAUUUAUAUUUUGGUCUCGUUUACUCCA